Penicillium cosmopolitanum is the source of this 1101-nucleotide messenger RNA. Its product is annotated as metallophosphatase domain-containing protein. The transcript has 2 exons. The record is from RefSeq and is a predicted model, not a curated record. NCBI's taxonomy places the organism in Eukaryota, Fungi, Ascomycota, Eurotiomycetes, Eurotiales, Aspergillaceae. Bases 1 to 1101 code for a protein of 366 amino acids. Gene Ontology annotation, molecular function: hydrolase activity.
AUGCGUCGAAAAACACGUUUCGUUUGCGUCUCCGAUACCCAUGGCUACACACCUUCUGAAGCAGGCUUCAAAUUACCGGCGGGCGAUGUACUCAUACACGCGGGCGAUUUGACUAACAAUGGAAGCAUGUCCGAGCUCCGUAGGACGAUGGAUUGGAUCUCCAAGGCCGACUUUGAAAUUAAAAUCAUUGUGGCGGGCAACCACGACGUCACUUUGGACUCAGAAUUCUACGCCAAGAACGGCCACAUAUUCCACGGCCAGAAAUUGGAAGAUCCCAAGCAAUGCAUCGAUAUCGUCACAGGAGCAGCACCUUCAGUUGUCCUACUUCGACAUCAAGCAACCACUAUCCACUUGACCCGCGGGAACGGCCCUCGGACGACAUUCACUGUGUUCGGGUCUCCAUUUUCCCAGUUCAAAGGGUCAUGGGCCUUUGGAUAUGAAUCCAGUGAGGCUGUGGCGCUCUGGGACCAGAUUCCCCCGAACGUGGAUAUAGUCGUGACUCAUACACCACCACAGUCUCUAUGUGACCAGAAGCCGGAUGGAAGUUUUGCCGGGUGCAAUUCGCUUCGUCAAACGCUGAGCCGCAUUAGGCCGCCAUUGGCUAUUUGUGGCCACGUGCACGAAGGACGAGGAUAUAGACGAGUCCGUUGGGGAGAUGCGAGUAUAAUGGAGAUGCAUCCCGACGAGGGAGUCGAGACUGGUGAUCGGGUCGACCGAGUUAUCCACGGUGCCCUACCACCCCGGGGAAGCAAGAAGCUGAACCUAGUCGACCUGACUGGCAAACGGGGAGACCGUUUAGACAGCCAUAGCUUUGCGUGUGAGACUUCUGGGAUGCAGCCCUUAUCUGAGACAUCAAACGCACGGUCACUACCGUUGCCAGAAAAUGCUGGAUCAGCCGCAGUCAUCAUGCCUGAUGAGCAGAGGAAUCGAGAAAAUGCGAGCUUGUCCAGGGCGCCGUUUCUGAGCACCGAAGACCAUUGUCUUCGAUACUUGUCAUCACUCAGAAAGGAGACUUGCGUCGUCAAUGCUGCGAUUAUGGCAACCAGCUGGCCGCAUCGGGGGGGGCAAACAGUUCAAUGCACCCAUGGUCGUGGACAUUGA